AACACAAAGUUUUCUUGUGGUCUUCUUCCGUCGACGAGAAAGAGUCCAGAUUAUGGAGCGAGUUUUAAAUUUCGUUAUAAUUUCAGCUUAACUUUAAAGUUAAACUUCUCGUCCCAAGGGGGGGCAGGACGCACUGAGCCCGCGGGGGUCCGGGACUCGAACCGACAACUCGGACAAGCGCAGGGUCCGAGCGGCGCUGCUCUGGGCUCUGAACGCAGAAGUUUCUUUCUGAGACAUUUCAAAGUUUCAAACUUCUAUUGACAGAAAAGUCUGUGAUCGCAUCCCGCUGGCCGUCCCAGCGCCACAACCCUAGCCCUCCAGCGCUGGGGUCGGAUGGUCUGGUCCUCAGGGGGGUCAGGAGACUGGAUCUAGAACCAGCAGUAUGGACUACGAGUUCAUGGAGGCAAUCACUUCCAACAUGACCGUGAGGAGCGAGAGGAGCUUGGGGCUGCUCACCAUCAAGUUUGUGACCCUACUGCAGGAGGCGAAGGACGGGGUUGUGAACCUCAAAGAGGCUGCGGACCACUUGGCUGUCAAACAGAAGAGACGCAUCUAUGACAUAACCAACGUUCUGGAGGGAAUCGGUCUGAUUGAGAAGACCUCGAAGAACAGUGUGCAAUGGACGGGCCUCGGUCUGUCGGGGACUCACCAUGACGACAGCAGGCUGAUGGUGCUGAAGUCGGAGCUGGAGGAGCUGGAGCUCAGGGAGGCGGUGUUGGACCAGCAGCAGGUCUGGGUGCAGCAGAGCAUCCAGAACACCACAGAGGACUCGGAAAACUUCUCGCUGGCCUAUGUGAACCAUGAAGACAUCUGCGACUGUUUCAAUGGGAACACCCUCCUGGUGGUCCGGGCCCCCCACGGCACCCUGCUAGACGUCCCCAUCCCCAAGGCGGUGGAGGACUGCGAGGAGCGCUACCAGAUCCAUCUGAAGAGCGUCAACGGGCCCAUCGACGUGCUGCUCAUCAACAAGGACCCCGCCGCCCCGGCCCCCAUCACGCUGCCCGUCCCCCCGCCCCGGGACCUCUUCUCCGUCAGCAGGCGGGCCCCUGCCUCCUCUGAGGCCCGACUCAAGCCCAGGCCGGGACGACCCACCUCGCAGGGCCCGAGGCCGCCGGGGGACGGCCCCCCUGCGGAGGCUGCGUCCAGUCGAGUGGAGUACCAAGCCUCAGGUGCAGAUCUGAUCGCGGACCUCAUGACCUCUGAAGUGUUCGCCCCCCUGCUGAAGCUGUCUCCUCCUCCCAGCGACCGCGACUACAGCUACAACCUGGACGAGAGCGAAGGCAUCUCCGAUCUCUUCGAUGUCCGCGUCCUCAAAACCUGACUUUGGAGUCCAUGUUAAUGUCCUCGUGGCCGUGGUAACAUGUAACAUUGGUUUUGUUCACAUGAACUUACUAACAUGACACUUGUGUCCCACACUACACCAUGUCAUCCAUAACAUUGUAUUUGCUUCUAGGUUAUGCUAAUCCAAAUUUAUGAUUUACACCACAUCAUCAUCGUCAGCAUCACCUAUAUCCUAAUUCAUAUUAUUUUUCAAAUAUGUAUGAUGCUUGAAAUGUUGUUGUUUUAACCUAAUGCCGAUCCUUUUGUCCUCUCUGGUAAAUCACUACUGCCUUAAGACAAUCUCUUCCGAUACGAUGGACAGAUGGAAAUACAUUAUGAGUCCCACGAACGAUGCGGGAAACGACCAUGUUUUUGCAGGUCAAACUAAACCAAGAUAAUGGUAUUUGCUCUGCGUCUCUUACUGGAUUCCCUCCUCUGUCUGCUCUGUGUCUCUUUCCUUGGGCUGAACAGCUCGGUUAGGUGGUAGGAUGCAACCAUGAGGAAAAUGUUUAAAUUAAUCCUCGGAUCAGGAAACCCAAACCACUCGCUGACGACAGCUUCAGCCUGGUGGGAGCUGGGAUGAACAAAUAAAUGUACUGUUUUACAAAUAAAGCCAUCCUUUUUUUAUGUUCAUAAAUUCA
This is a messenger RNA of Gadus morhua (Atlantic cod), 1961 nucleotides long. Its product is annotated as transcription factor E2F5. NCBI's taxonomy places the organism in Eukaryota, Metazoa, Chordata, Actinopteri, Gadiformes, Gadidae. The record is from RefSeq and is a predicted model, not a curated record. Gene Ontology annotation, molecular function: RNA polymerase II cis-regulatory region sequence-specific DNA binding; protein dimerization activity; DNA-binding transcription factor activity, RNA polymerase II-specific. Gene Ontology annotation, biological process: regulation of transcription by RNA polymerase II. The transcript has 8 exons. Gene Ontology annotation, cellular component: RNA polymerase II transcription regulator complex. The coding region runs from base 383 to 1321 and encodes 312 amino acids.